Gongylonema pulchrum is the source of this 255-nucleotide messenger RNA. Lineage: Eukaryota; Metazoa; Nematoda; Chromadorea; Rhabditida; Gongylonematidae. The record is from the annotation of a GenBank genome assembly.
AUGCAGGCGAACUGUACGUGGCUAAGGUACGGCGGUCACGCGAUGAUCGACGUGAUGAACGACGGCAGUGCGAUGCUUGCUGAACUGACUCAGGAAUGCAACUGCAUACGUGUCACAGCAUUUCCACCGCCUUUUGAUGCGGAAACAUUGCGAAAGCAGGCACUUUUUAGGUGUUUUGAUCUUUACCAAAAGCUGCGUUCUUCGGAGAAGCUCCGGCUCGAGUGUGGCAUUUCGGACUAUCCAGAACUGUUGUGA